Messenger RNA from Cadophora gregata, 1545 nucleotides. It is a transcript of the gene TPS1, whose product is annotated as Trehalose-6-P synthase/phosphatase complex synthase subunit. The transcript is spliced from 3 exons. The record is from RefSeq and is a predicted model, not a curated record. Gene Ontology annotation, molecular function: alpha,alpha-trehalose-phosphate synthase (UDP-forming) activity. Gene Ontology annotation, biological process: trehalose biosynthetic process; cellular response to heat. Gene Ontology annotation, cellular component: alpha,alpha-trehalose-phosphate synthase complex (UDP-forming); cytosol. NCBI's taxonomy places the organism in Eukaryota, Fungi, Ascomycota, Leotiomycetes, Helotiales, Ploettnerulaceae. Bases 1 to 1545 code for a protein of 514 amino acids.
AUGCCUUCAGUUGUACAAGAGCCAGCCGUGCAGGGCAGACUUCUGCUGGUAUCCAACAGACUGCCCAUUACCAUCAAACGCUCCGACGAUGGCGCCUACAGCUUUUCCAUGUCAUCCGGUGGUCUGGUUACAGGUUUGAGCGGACUGUCAAAGACAACUACCUUCCAGUGGUAUGGCUGGCCUGGCCUGGAAGUCCCAGAUGCAGAGGCUGGACCUAUGGUGAAGAGACUCAAGGACGAACAUGGUGCUGUACCCGUCUUCAUCGAUGAUGACCUGGCAGACAGACAUUACAAUGGAUUCUCAAACUCUAUCCUCUGGCCUCUAUUCCACUACCAUCCCGGAGAGAUCACGUUCGACGAGUCAGCAUGGGAGGCAUACAAAGAAGUCAAUCGACUCUUCGCGAAGACAAUGGCUAAAGAUGUACAAGAUGGCGAUUUGAUCUGGGUUCACGAUUACCAUCUGAUGCUUCUGCCAGAGAUGCUUCGAGAGGAAAUUGGAUCGUCGAAGAAGAACGUCAAGAUUGGCUUUUUCUUACACACCCCAUUUCCCAGUUCUGAGAUCUACAGAAUCUUGCCAGUCAGAGAACAACUUCUUCUUGGAGUCCUCCACUGCGAUUUGAUCGGUUUCCAUACUUAUGACUAUGCACGACAUUUCCUAAGCAGUUGCUCUCGAAUUCUAGAAACACCAACCACGCCUAAUGGGGUUGAAUUCCGUGGAAAAUAUGUUACCGUCGCAGCAUUUCCUAUUGGAAUCGAUCCUGAGAAGUUCAUCGAAGGUCUACAGAAGAAGUCUGUCCAAGACCGCAUCGCUGUGCUGGAGCGCAAAUUCGAAGGUGUGAAGUUGAUUGUUGGAGUCGAUCGUCUUGAUUACAUCAAGGGAGUUCCACAAAAGCUGCACGCUCUCGAAGUCUUCUUAACUGAACAUCCGGAAUGGAUCGGAAAGGUCGUCCUCGUACAAGUCGCAGUACCCAGUCGUCAAGACGUCGAAGAAUACCAGAACCUACGCGCUGUAGUCAACGAGCUCGUUGGAAGAAUUAAUGGCAGAUUCGGCACCAUUGAGUUUAUGCCCAUUCAUUUCCUCCACCAAUCUGUCAACUUCGACGAGCUUACAGCAUUGUACGCCGUUUCUGAUGCUUGUCUCGUAUCUUCUACCCGCGACGGAAUGAACCUGGUUUCUUACGAAUACAUCGCCACACAGCGAAAGCGUCACGGAGUCAUGAUCCUGUCCGAGUUCACAGGCGCCGCGCAAUCUCUCAAUGGAGCCUUGAUUGUCAAUCCUUGGAACACCGAAGAACUCGCUGGCGCUAUCCACGAUGCAGUCACGAUGUCCCCUGAGCAGCGCGAGAUCAACUUCAAGAAGCUGGAGAGAUAUGUCUUCAAGUACACAAGUGCUUGGUGGGGAGAGUCGUUUGUCAGUGAGUUGGUUCGGAUUAGUGAGCAUGCGGAGAAGAAGCAGAAAAGAAUUAGUGGUGCGGCCGGGAAGGUGCAGGAACUGGCGGGAAACGUUAGGGAGAUGGUCUUGGGGAAGGAUGAGCUGAGUGAUUGA